CAUGACAAAUUAAAAUCUCCUUAAAAAUGCAGAGGCCACUAAUGUACUUAAUUAGCCACUUGCAAUUAAUCCAUGAAUAAUAAAUGUCAAUACCAUGAAAUAUAUGCUCUUUUUCUUUUAGGUACAUUGCUCAUUCUACUUGCUAUGGUGAUUCAGUUAAUAACAUCAUGUCCCUCCUCAUGCCUGAUAUGCUCAGAAAAUGUUACUCUGUGUCAAGGAUUAACAUAUAUACCAGCUGCUCCUGUAACCACAAAAGCUUUAAUUGUCACUGAUGGAAAUAUCACUUCAGUAGAAAGCUUCGACUUGUCCCUCCUGUUCAACAUAACUCUACUAAGGCUAAGUAGCAAUAGAAUUACAGACAUUAAAGAAAAUGCAUUUAAUGGCCUUCGAGAUCUGAGGACUCUACUGCUAGACCAAAACCAAAUAUCGAGCUCUUCUAUCAGUGAUAAUACCUUCAAUGAGCUUCAAAAGCUGCAAGUCCUGGUGCUAAGCAACAACGCUUUGAGCAGCAUCUAUGGGAGCUGGUUCAAAAAUAUGAAGGGCCUUAUGAAACUGCAGCUAAAUGGGAAUCAGAUCACUAAUCUUACAGAGAGCAGCUUUGGAACCGCAUGUCUUGAUAGUCUUAGGAGUCUGGAUUUAUCUAACAAUUUCAUUAGUUACAUUGAGAAAAAUGCCUUCCAACACCUACCUGAGCUGAAAGAAAUGGACCUUUCCCGAAACAGGCUGGCGCUCAUUCCAGAUAUGCUUUCUCACCUCCCUCAGCUAAUUCUUCUUAGCUUAGAUCAAAAUCAAUGGAAUUGUACAUGCAAACUGUGUGAUCUAGCUUUCUUCUUAAGGAGCUAUGUGAAUUCUUCAACCAGGUUGCUCAAAAAUGCCAACGAUAUAAACUGCAGAGCUUCCAAAAACCCUGCAGUUCACAAUGUGCUUGAGCUAACUGAGGCCAACUGUAACUCAUAUCCUCAAAACUUUACUGUUAAUCUAAAAAACAAAAAGAUGAAUUCCUAUUGGCGGGAUGUUACUCUGGUAGCUGUGUUUUGCUUUGUAGGAGCUGUUGGUCUCACUUGCCUAGUUUUAGCCCUCCUUAACUGGAAACUUCAACAAGGCAAAGCAAAUGAACACACAUCAGAAAACUGCUGUUGCAGAACUCUAGAUGAAUCCCAGUGUGGUCAUGAGCCAAGAAAUUACCUCACUGAGGGAUCCUGUAACUGCCACUUAACUCAGGAAAAUGAAAUAAAGGUCACGUCCAUUGUGGGGUCUGGCAGGGAAAUGCCACUUUUACAGGAAAACAGGCAUCAAGCAACAGUAAAAGCAGACGCUCUGUCCGGAGGGCUAGACACACCACUCAGAAGCAUUCAAAGAGAGAAUGAAUACAAAAAGAGUGGCUCAUUUUUAUGCCUUAAAUGCAGAAUGGUAGAAUUAUGUCCUCAAGAGCCUUAUGAGAAUAUGUCUAUAACAAACGAAGCAGGUGCCCUAACAAAAGAUUUCCACAGAAGCGUUACAAAACCAAGCACCUUUGAUCAGUGGGAAAAUCUACAGACUACAGUGCUGCAGGAACUUUCAAAGACUGAUGAAGCAGAUAUAAGGCAUGAUGCAUUUACUAGAAGAUGUUCAACUCCUACGCCUGCCUUAGCAAAAGAGAGACUUGAAAAGCAUUUAACAAAUGAAUUGUCGCAGUCUCCACCAGAAGCAGAAGACAAGAAUUUAAAACCUCAUAGGCAAAGAUAUUUUAUUACCAGCUCAUCAUCAGCACCUAACACACCAGUGGAGUCAAAGGAACAUUGUGUGCAAAAGACUUUACAAAGUCAUAGAUCACAACAUGAUGAUCAACGUGGAUUGCUGGAAAGGAGCAAAAAUAUUUCUUUGCAGCUACACAACUCCCUUAUCUGUAAAUAUGUGAACUGUGAUAAAUUCCAGGGCUAUACAAAAGAAAAGAAAGAUAAUCACAGGGAAAAUUUAAAGUUGGAGAAAGAGCAAACCAAAGCUAAUAGAAGAGUAGGAGAAGAUUGCUUUAUGAGUGAUGAAGAGAUGCCAUUAUCACCAGAAGUCAAGAAAAAAUAUAUACCAAAGAGUGUUAGCUUUUAUGUACCUGACCUGGCAACAAUAAACAGGUUGGAUGUGAUGAUGAUGGACUCAAGUGAGGUAGGAUCUCAUAAGAAGAAUGUUCAAAGAAACCAAGCUAUCACCUUGGAAAGCAAAGAGCACAGCAGUUCAGAAGCAAGAAGUGAAGAAGGUAAAUUGUCUUCUGCUAAGGGAGAUAUUGGAAGGAAAACCUGGGUGAGGAAAGAUGAAGCCAACUGGAAGAGUAAAAUGAAAACUAAAGGACAAGACUUUUUAACUGUAAAAUUAAAUUUACAUCCCUUCAGAAAAAUGAGAAUCCACCCAGAGAAAUCACCUUGCAGUGAAAAAACACAACAAAAAUCCAACCAUCAACACAAAGAACCACCAAUUGAAUCCAAGAAGAAACUGUCACAGGCUUCCAACAAAGAGUUGACAAGAAAAAAAAGAAAAUCAAACCAAGGGUCUUCUGCAGUUCCCCAAGAUCAGCCAGGUACCAGAGAACAGAAGGAGAUUUAUUCCAAAAAAGUUGCUUCGCAAUUCUCUGACAAGCAGACCUUGGCCAAGAGCAAAAAUGCCGAAAGUGAAGCUAUUAUAACAAGUGCUGAUGUAGCAGAAUUGUCUGAAGAAAAGUGCGAUAAUCCAAUAGUGAGUGUCCCUCAUCCGUUCAAGAAUAUUUCUGAUGUAAGAAAUUCUAAAGAUCUCACAUCUGUGCUUGCAGAAGCUGUAAUGUACAACAGUAACUUACCUCCACCCUCAAAGGAGACUGCGAGAUGUAUUACUCCAACUGUAUCUCUUGCAACUCAGAAUUUAGCAAGUACUUCACAAAACGGGGCAAAUGACAUUUCCAUAUCCCUGUAUUCUAGAGAAGUAAAUGAAGAAGACACAGGGGCUACAGAGUCAUAUGGAUACCAAAAUUCACAGAUGACUACAAGAAAGGAAAAGGGUUGCGAUUCUUCUUCAGCUCUUAUUAUCCAAACACAAAUCCCAGGCAACUUGCAGACAAAAAAUCCCAACAGUGAAUGUGAUUUGGAACUAAAGUCAGUUCUGGAGGAUACAGUGAAAAAUGUCAAUCAAGGCCAGAUGGACAACCGAGUAUUAAAAAGCCAGAGUGAAAACUUAAACAGGAUAGAAAGAUUGAAGAGUUGUGAAAAGGCUAAAGAACAUGAAUCAUUAGAAGGAAAUCUACUUGCUGUGGACUCUUAUACUUUCACUGUCAUACCACAUAUUCCACCAGCUAUCAACCCAAUUUCAACAGAAACAUAUUUUGUUCCCAAACAAAGUAGCACAGAGCCUCCAAAUCACAUCAGUAGUUUGCUUCUGUAUACUGAAGCCAACGAGCAUUUAACUUGUAGUAGCAAAGAUGGAACUGACAAUACUGAUAACCCGCAUGGAACAGUUAACACUGAAGAUGAGGGGGUAAAAAUAGAACAGAGAGAAAAUAAACAGCCACCUAAUGACAAUGAGUCAUUGUCUGAAGUGCUAAUCCCAGACACACAAAUGAACUCGGAUGGUAUAGCCGAAGACAUACCACAAACUCAGAAUGAUGUGGAGAGUGAAAAAUGUAAAUUAUUUUGUACAAGCACUGUCAAGGUAUCUAUUAUGUCUAAUACAUCCAGUAUCCCCAGUUCUCCUAAAACUAGAAAUAUACUACCAUGUAGCGACAUCAAUUUUCAAAUAAACAAUAAUAUGCACAUGAAGAAUGUGCAGAAUUUGCAACACAUUCAAAACAAUCAACCUGAUGAAGAUAACAAUAUGCAUGAGAAAGGUGACAUGCCACUGGAAGAGCACAAAGAGCCUUCUGUGUUACCAGAGUUAAAAGACAUUAGUUUUGAGGCAGAAAAUGAGGUGCCUUUAAUUCCUAGCAGAAUAAAUGAUGCUGAAAACUCUGCUCCAAAAGCUACACUGUACCCACCAUCUGCUGAAUAUGCUAAUACAUCACCUUUAGAGUCAGAACAAAGUGAGGAAAAUAACUCAAAUAACAAUCACAUUCCUCUUUUGCUUUCUUCAAAACUACAGACAAACAACCCCAGCCUUUCUGAAAAUUCAAAAUUCAUUAUUGUGGCAGAAAAUUUCAACAAGUCAAUGAACAUAAAACAAUAUUUGAUUGAAUGUGAUGAAAAAAUGCAAGACCAACCAACUAGAGACAUUUUACUUGAUUAACUGAAUACCAUUUCUGGGGAAAGGAGAAGUCAGAAGAGAGACACAUGUCUGGUAUUGUCAGAGCAGCCAAACAGUAGAAUUCAGGAUAAGAGACUCAGAAAACCAAACAAGAGAAAGAUAAAACAGGGAACUGUUAACUGACCAGAGCAGCAAUUGAUAUUUAUGAUCUGGAAUAUAUAGCAUGUAUUUCAGGCAAUGUACAAAAUUACAUUUACAACUACUAUAAACAUUAGUGCUUCCUACUAUGUACAGGUUACAUUAUUUAAAACAUUUCUGUGAUCCGUUUAUUGCAGUCUUUGUUGAAGAUAAUGUAAACCCUUCUUUUUAUCUGUAACUGUUACAUUCUAUUUUAAAUUCACCUAGAUCUCUAAGAUUUCUGGUCUCCUGGAGCUGUAAAACCUUUUAUACCCAUUAAGUUAUUUUGGGGGGAAAGGAACUAAAUGAAAUUUGGCCCAGUCUUUGGGGCAACAGUCUGUAUAAAGCCUGGUAAAUUAUGUUUAACCACUAGGUGGAGAUCUCUGAUUCAAUCUUUUCAGACGCUCAGAAUAAUUAGCUAGAAUAGCUACAAGAAAACAAUGGUUGUUCACAGUGGUACAAGAACACAAUGAGGGCAGGGGACUGGACUUGAUGACCUCUCGAGGUCCCUUCCAGUCCUAGAAUAUAUGAAUCUAUGAAUCUAUGGUUUCUAUACAGAAAGGGGGUUAAGCAGCUCCAAGAGACUUGCAUCUCCUCAUAGUUAUAAACUUAAGGUUUUGAAAAAUAAAUAUCUCAUUAACAUAUCAACUUCCUAGGACUGAUCUCUUGGGCUAGGCAACACAUUAUCAUUUGGUUUUAGCAAUCCUUCUUAUGAGAGAAGAAUGGGCCUUGGAGAGCAGGAAACAAAAUAAAAAGAAAAUGUAUAUUUAUGACAAUGACAUUUCAUGGAAUGUACAGAAAGAAAAGAUCCUACUUAAGAGAUGUAGCAAGUUAAGAAAAGUAGAAAGCACCCAGAAGCAUAGAACACUAGGGGCCAAGUCCAUAAAUCCCUUGCAUAAAAAUAUGUCCCAAAUAAUUGGGAUACUGUUUCCCAUUUCCUUCAGACACAAGAGUUAUGAAAACUCAUAACUCAUGAUUGCUGGCCAUUUACUCUGUUUCA
This is a messenger RNA of Chrysemys picta bellii (western painted turtle), 5353 nucleotides long. RefSeq names its product leucine-rich repeat-containing protein 53. Gene Ontology annotation, molecular function: protein binding. The record is from RefSeq and is a predicted model, not a curated record. Gene Ontology annotation, cellular component: plasma membrane. NCBI's taxonomy places the organism in Eukaryota, Metazoa, Chordata, Testudines, Emydidae.